Molecule: messenger RNA, 480 nt
Organism: Aplosporella prunicola CBS 121167
Lineage: Eukaryota; Fungi; Ascomycota; Dothideomycetes; Botryosphaeriales; Aplosporellaceae
Exons: 1
Coding region: 133-378 (81 amino acids)
Source: RefSeq, a predicted model, not a curated record
GGGCGUCGAUACCAGCGCGAAACGCACGUGCCGCCUACCUAACCAGGUAAGUAGGAAAAGCAAGCGCCAAGGUCAACAGCGAACGUGCUAACCCCAUGUUCGGAGCAGAGCCUGCCUGCUGCGACGAUAGGUAUGCAGAAGCACGGCACAGGCAUUGCGGCGUUCAGAGCGCGAGACGAGGCAAGGCGGGCUAGGCGUGGAUACCGUAUCGUGAUGACGAGGCUGGCAGUGGCUGGGCCGUGGUUGGCGGGAAUGGGGUAUGUAUAUGUAUGUGUAUGUAUAAUGGUUGGGUGGUUGAUGCCUCUUCGGAUUUUUUUUAAAUCGCUCGCUGGGAUUAUGGCCGCAGUGCGGGAGGAAACGGAUGGGUAUGACGAUUGAAGGCCCAGCUUCAUUCCAGGCACCGUGCGGAAGAGCGCGGCAACAAACGCUCCGCGUGGCUGCUUCGGCGACAUAGGUCCAUCAUCAGCAGGCGGGCGGAUC